Procambarus clarkii (red swamp crayfish) is the source of this 750-nucleotide messenger RNA. RefSeq names its product keratin-associated protein 16-1-like. Lineage: Eukaryota; Metazoa; Arthropoda; Malacostraca; Decapoda; Cambaridae. The record is from RefSeq and is a predicted model, not a curated record.
AUGGCGUCCCACCGUGUACCCCUGCGUCCCACUGCGUCCUACCGUGUAUCCCUGCGUCCCACUGCGUCCUACCGUGUACCCCAGCGUCCCACUGCGUCCUACCGUGUACCCCUGCGUCCCACUGCGUCCUACCGUGUACCCCUGCGUCCCACUGCGUCCUACCGUGUACCCCUGCGUCCCACUGCGUCCUACCGUGUACCCCUGCGUCCCACUGCGUCCUACCGUGUACCCCUGCGUCCUACCGUGUACCCCUGCGUCCCACCGUGUACCCCUGCGUCCUAUCGUGUACCCCUGCGUCCCACCGUGUACCCCUGCGUCCUAUCGUGUACCCCUGCGUCCCACCGUGUAUCCCUGCGUCCUACCGUGUACCCCUGCGUCCCACUGCAUCCUACCGUGUACCCCUGCGUCCCACCGUGUACCCCUGCGUCCUACCGUGUACCCCUGCGUCCCACUGCGUCCCACCGUGUAUCCCUGCGUCCUACCGUGUACCCCUGCGUCCCACUGCGUCCUACCGUGUACCCCUGCGUCCCACCGUGUACCCCUGCGUCCCACUGCGUCCUACCGUGUACCCCUGCGUCCCACCGUGUACCCCUGCGUCCCACCGUGUACCCCUGCGUCCUACCGUGUACCCCUGCGUCCUACCGUGUACCCCUGCGUCCUACCGUGUACCCUUAUAUACUGUACGGGUUGUUUGGUGUUGUAUCUUUCAACGGUGUAAACCAAUUCCUUUCAUGCAAAAGGAUUACUUGA